Molecule: messenger RNA, 1941 nt
Organism: Manihot esculenta (cassava)
Lineage: Eukaryota; Viridiplantae; Streptophyta; Magnoliopsida; Malpighiales; Euphorbiaceae
Product: cysteine--tRNA ligase 2, cytoplasmic
Exons: 9
Coding region: 118-1716 (532 amino acids)
Biological process (GO): cysteinyl-tRNA aminoacylation
Cellular component (GO): cytoplasm
Molecular function (GO): ATP binding; cysteine-tRNA ligase activity
Source: RefSeq, a predicted model, not a curated record
ACUAUGAUUGCUUGCGUUGAAGAGCUAUAACAGCUUGCUCUUUGAGGUUAGGGUUUUCAGUUGCAGAUUCGUUAUCUUUCGAUCAACCAUCGAAGAGAGGGAGUGUCUGACAUUGAAAUGGCGAAAGGGGUGGAUUUUAAAAUUUUCAACACUAUGACUAAGACAAUGGAGGUUUUCAAGCCCCUAGUCCCUGGCAAAGUCCGCAUGUAUGUGUGUGGCGUAACCUCCUACGAUUUAAGCCACAUCGGUCAUGCUCGCGCCGCCGUCGUCUUCGAUGUCCUCUACAGAUAUCUGCAACACUUAGGUUAUGAAGUUACUUAUGUGAGAAAUUUUACAGAUAUUGAUGACAAGAUAAUUCGUAGAGCAAAUGAGCUUGGUGAGGAUCCAUUAUCUUUAAGCAAAAGAUAUUGCCAGGAAUAUCUUGUUGACAUGGACAGUCUGCAAUGCCUCCAUCCUACGUACCAGCCACGUGUUACUGACCACAUGGAAGAGAUCAUCGACAUGAUUAAACAAAUCAUCGAUAAUGGCUUUGCAUAUGACAUUGAAGGAGAUGUGUUCUUUGCUGUUGAUAAAUUCCCGAAUUAUGGUCAGUUGUCUGGGCAGAAACUGGAAAAUACAAGAGCUGGUGAACGUGUUGCUGUUGACACAAGAAAACGUAAUCCUGCUGACUUUGCAUUAUGGAAGGCUGCAAAGCCAGAUGAGCCAAGCUGGAAGAGCCCAUGGGGUGAUGGACGACCAGGGUGGCACAUAGAGUGCAGUGCAAUGAGUGCUCACUAUCUGACCUCCAAGUUUGACAUCCAUGGUGGUGGAAGUGAUUUAGCUUUCCCUCAUCAUGAAAAUGAGAUUGCACAGAGUGCUGCUGCGCGCCAAGAGAGCCAUGUGAGUUAUUGGAUGCAUAAUGGGCAUGUUACUAAUAACAAUGAGAAAAUGUCGAAGUCUCUGGGGAACUUUUUCACAAUUCGUCAGGUUACUGAACGGUACCAUCCACUGGCUUUGAGAUACUUUUUGAUGAGUGCACACUACCGCUCUCCCCUCAAUUACACUGUUUUGCAGCUGGAAAGUGCUUCAGAUGCCAUAUUUUACAUUUAUCAGACAUUGCAUGAUUGUGAGGAGGCCUUGUCAUUGUUUCAAGAUGGAAGCCAGGAGGGUGUGGGACUGAAUGUCAAGAAGGUAGGAAUUACUGCUGAUGCGCAAAAAUGCAUCAAUAAACUACGUGAAGAGUUUGAGUCCAAAAUGUCAGAUGAUUUAAGCACUUCACAUAUCUUGAUUGGUGCUUUCCAAGAAGCCUUGAAGUUCAUAAAUAGUUCUUUAAGUAUGAUCAAGAAGAAACAACAAAAACAACAACAACUAUCAUUGAUUCAAUCCCUGACUGAAAUAGAGAAAGAAGCUAAGUUAAUUCUGAAAAUUUUGGGGCUACUUCCCCCUUGCACUUAUGUUGAGGUUUUGCAGCAGCUAAAAGACAAGGCGCUGAAGAGGGCUGGCCUAACAGAGCAGGAUGUGUUGAGCUUUAUUGAGGAAAGAGCAAUGGCAAGGAAAAACAAGGAUUUUUCGAGAAGUGAUCAAAUCAGGGCUGAUUUGACUGCAAAAGGCAUUGCGCUUAUGGAUGUGGGCAAGGAAACAGUUUGGCGACCAUGUGUCCCUGUUGAAGCAGAACAGGAUGCGCCAUCUGUUGUAGCAGAACAAAAGCAAAACCCACUACCAGCUGCAUCAAGUUGAUGAACAGCCUUGUUCUGGCUUUAGCACAGUUGUAGAAGAGCAAAACCCCAGCUGCGAAAAUGAUACCAUAAAUGUUUUUACACUAGUUAAACCAUUUUUAUACUAUUUAUGUUGUAACAUUGGGGAGCUUUAACUUAUUGUGACCUUGUGACAGGCGAUAUAGAAUUCAACCUUUCUUUUUUCUUUUUGGCGGUUGCAAUACAGAAAUACGUUCGUCUGCUCUAA